Molecule: messenger RNA, 747 nt
Organism: Dovyalis caffra
Lineage: Eukaryota; Viridiplantae; Streptophyta; Magnoliopsida; Malpighiales; Salicaceae
Source: the annotation of a GenBank genome assembly
AUGGAGUCGAGGGGGCUGGCGAGCUACAGCAACAUUGUUAUCAGCAGAGAAAAGAAGGCUAAACGCAGAGAGUUACUGGAAAAGAAGAAGGCACUUGAUGAAUUGAUAAAAGCAGCUUCUUCUGAGAAGGACCAUCUUAUUUCUUUCCCACCCUUUUGCCAUUACAAUAGAAAUGGUCUGUCAGUGUUUUUGGAGUGUGGAAGUGGGGAUAAACUCACCUCUUCUGUUAAACAGUACAUUCAAAACCUCCUUAAGGUCAAUAUGGAGGUGCCGUUUGGCCCUGAGUGGCCUACAGAAGAAAAGGUGAAGCGUAGGGACAUGGUUGCUUCAGAAGCGCGUUAUAUAUUCGUUCAUGAGGCCCCAAAUGCUAGUGUUGAUGAUAUGUCAAUGAAGUUAGAUAAGAGCCCCUUGGUUGGAUUUGUACAUUAUCGCUUUACUCUUGAGGAAGAGAUACCUGUUCUUUAUGUAUAUGAAAUACAGCUCGAGUCUCGUGUCCAAGGGAAGGGAUUAGGGAAAUUCCUUAUGCAACUAAUUGAGCUUAUUGCUCGCAAGUACUGCAUGGGUGCUGUGGUCCUAACAGUUCAAAAAGCAAAUGCAGUAGCUAUGAAUUUCUACACAAGUAAGCUGAGAUAUACUAUAUCAAGCAUUUCACCAUCCAGAGUUGAUCCCUUGAUGGGACUUGAGAAGAAUUAUGAGAUUCUCUGCAAAGCAUUCAACCAUGAAGCCAAAUCCACAUUAGAGGGUUGA